UGCUAAUACGUUUUGAUAGAUAAGUUAGUUGACUAAAGAAUAAAAUAUAUAACGUUAAUUAUUUAACUCAUCGUGUUGUGCUAAACCUGUAACGUCAUGACUUUCUUUUUUCCUGAUUUAUUUUACGUGUAAAAAAAUGUGAAUAGUGAUGAUAACUAAAGCUGUCAUUCUGUCCGUCAUCGCGACAUUUCUCGUGCACUAUCGAUUUUUAAUGUUCCUUCCAGUGGGCUUUUGUCAAAGUAACGUUUGGUGAAAGUGAAUGAUAAAGCUGCACGUGUGUUUGUGGGUUGAAUUUGUGUUCAUUUCUAUUCCAGCAGCCCCAUUCCUUCUAAAGAUGUCUCUGAGCACAGUACAGUCCACCGUAUCCACUCUGAAGUCAUGUCAAACAGAUAUUGCAGCUUGUAUGGACAUGAUAUCAGACGUUGCGCUGGGAAUAGUUGAAGCACAAGGUAUGGAUAACAGUUCAGCUCUAAAGAAACUGGAGGACAUGAUUCUGGAGUGUUCCAGACUGGACAGAGAAAUCAAUUGUUUUGUGGACUCUGUUGAUGAGAUGACUGCCCAGGUCACACAAGAACCUCCGGAGGCCAUGGUUAAUCUAAGAAACUCUGUAAAGGGCCGUUUCACUGAAUUAAUGGCUGGAGUUUCAGACACAGACUUGCAAAGGCACAGCAAGGUGGUUGCCUUCAAAGACAGUGUCAGGAAAUAUGCCAUGCAAGCAGGUCAAACUCCAGAUGAGAACGAAGAGGAGGAACUGGAUGAGGAUAUUGCAGUUACACAGAGCCAGACAAACUUCAUCUGUCCUCUCACCCAGGUUGAGAUGGUCAAUCCAAUGAAAAACAAGAAAUGCAAUCAUUACUAUGACCAAGUGGCUGUACUUGAAAUGAUUAAGUGCAAGCACAAAAAUAGGAAGACAUUUCGCUGUCCAAAGGUUGGCUGUGAUAACAAAGAUGUUCGGGAGUCGGACCUCGAGUUGGACUUGGUUAUGAAGAGAAUGAUCCAGAACCACAAGAGACAGAGCGGAAAAACUUAAGCGGACUAAAUCAGUCGCAGAUGUUACUUGUUCUGUUUAAAAUGGUUUGCCUUAAUUUAAAUUUAGAACUGGAGGCUUUUUUAUAAAUAUGGUUUGUGUUAUAGUUAAUGUGUAACAUUUCAAACACAUUGGAAGUUCAUGUUUGUAAUAAAAAUAUAAAUGCACUAUGCUUACCAAUGCUGACUUUUUUUAAAUAAACAAGAAAUAUUUGUUCCUUCUCAAUUGUC
Pimephales promelas (fathead minnow) is the source of this 1257-nucleotide messenger RNA. RefSeq names its product NSE2 SUMO ligase component of SMC5/6 complex (gene nsmce2). The record is from RefSeq and is a predicted model, not a curated record. Gene Ontology annotation, biological process: double-strand break repair via homologous recombination; protein sumoylation. Gene Ontology annotation, cellular component: nucleus; Smc5-Smc6 complex. Lineage: Eukaryota; Metazoa; Chordata; Actinopteri; Cypriniformes; Leuciscidae. Gene Ontology annotation, molecular function: SUMO ligase activity; zinc ion binding.